GAGCCGCGUGACCCGGAAGCACCCUCGAAAUCAUUUCCGGGGUCGUGGCCCGGCUGCAGCGGCAUGGGCAAGAAGAAGGCCGCGGCGGCGGCGGGGCUGGGCCGGGCCCUCGCCCGGGAGCGAAGGCAGGGCCGCGGGGGCCGCCAGGCCGGAGAGCGCUGGCUGCAUACAAGCGAAUUACAUGAUGGGUCUGACUGGGGAUGCCUCAACCUUCAGUCGGUUACUGAGCAGAGCUCGCUGGAGGAGUUCCUGGCCACAGCCGAGCUGGCCGGAACUGAAUUUGUGGCAGAGAAGCUGAACAUCAAACUUGUUCCUGCUGAGGUUCGGACAGGUCUGCUGACAGCAGAAGAGACCAAAAAGGUCCAAGAGCUCCAUGAACAGAACAAGCAGUUCUUGUCCAUCCCAAGGAGACCACAAUGGGACAAGCAAACCAGCCCUGAAAUGCUGAGCCAGGCAGAAAGAGACAGCUUCCUGGCAUGGAGGCGCCGGCUUGCGCGACUGGAGGAAGAACAGAAUCUGCUUUUGACUCCAUUUGAACGCAACUUGGACUUCUGGCGACAGCUUUGGCGAGUCCUUGAAAGAAGUGAUGUUGUGGUUCAGAUCGUGGAUGCCAGGAACCCCCUCCUCUUUCGGUGCCAAGAUCUGGAGCGUUAUGUGCAAGAACUAAGCCCUGAGAAGGAGAACCUCAUUCUGCUCAACAAGGCAGACCUGCUGAGCAAGGAGCAGCGGUCUGCCUGGGCCCGCUUCUUCGAGGGGGAAGGCGUGAAGGUGGUCUUCUGGUCGGCCCUGCUGGAGGGCGGAAGGCUGGCAGCUUGCUUGAAGGAGGCAGAGGCUGCGGCCCAUGGCAGCCAGCAGGGACAGCAGGCUUCCAGCCCCAGUGGAGGGAAUGGGCCUGACCGCCGCCCGUGUCCUGGGAGCGGGGGAGAGCAGGAGAGCAGCGAGGAGGACCAGAGCGACGUGUACGAGGACUGUGAGGAGGAUGCCUGGCUGACCUGCUCCGAAGACGAGCGGGGCGGGGCCCUGGCUGGCUGCCCCGGGGGAAGCAGGACGGCGCUCCAGAGCCUAGGAGCCCAGCAGGACCGGCCCCUCAGGAACAGCAGCCACUUGGUGCCAAGAGAGGAGCUCCUGGAGAUCUUUAGAACGGUUCACGCUGGGAAGAAGAUCCGCGAGGGGGAGCUCACUGUGGGGCUGGUCGGCUACCCCAACGUUGGGAAGAGCUCCACUCUCAACACCAUCCUUGGGCAGAAGAAGGUCUCCGUGUCGGCCACCCCGGGCCACACCAAGCACUUCCAGACGCUGUACGUGGAGCCGGGCCUCUGCCUCUGCGACUGCCCAGGCCUGGUGAUGCCCUCCUUCGUCUCCACCAAAGCAGAGAUGACGUGCAGUGGGAUCUUGCCCAUCGACCAGAUGAGGGACCACGUCCCCCCCGUUUCCCUCGUUUGCCAGCGCAUCCCCCGGCAGGCCUUGGAGGCCACCUACGGGAUCAACCUCAUCCGGCCUCGUGAGGAUGAGGCGCCUGACCGGCAGCCCACAUCGGAGGAGCUGCUGACCGCCUACGGCUGCAUGAGAGGCUUCAUGACGGACCACGGACAGCCGGACCAGCCCCGUUCGGCCCGCUAUGUUCUGAAGGACUACGUCAGUGGCAAGCUGCUGUACUGCCACCCCCCUCCUGGGCUUGACGCCACAGCCUUCCAGCGCUGCCCCAAGGGGAUGGCUCCCCGCAGAGCCCCAGGGCAUGACGCUGACGUGCUGCCUGGAAGGAAUCCCAAGGCCAAGCAGAUUGAGAACCUCGUGGACAAGGCCUUCUUCCAUCAGGAGAACAUCCGGGCCUUGACCAGAGGCGUCCAGUCUGUGAUGGGCCACAGAGCAGGGGCCAGCCCCCAGCCGGGGCCAGCAGGGCCUGAUGCCGAGGACGGGCAAGGCAAGCCCUGGAAGAAACACGGCAACAGGAACAAGAAGGAGAAGCUCCGCCGCCUCACCAAGCACCUGGAAGCUUAGCCAUGGGGCGGGGGUCAUGUGAGCCCGGGCCCCCUCUGGCUGGGGGCUGGGCAGAGGGAGGGAGGGAGGGCUCUGCUCACCAGCAGCAGCAGCAUGCCCGGGGGCUGCGAACUGGGCGGAAGUGCCUGCAGCUCCUCUGCCAGAGCAGAAUAAAGGUUUCUUACGUUUCCA
Hemicordylus capensis (graceful crag lizard) is the source of this 2169-nucleotide messenger RNA. It is a transcript of the gene LSG1, whose product is annotated as large 60S subunit nuclear export GTPase 1. The coding region runs from base 64 to 1998 and encodes 644 amino acids. Gene Ontology annotation, cellular component: cytosol. Gene Ontology annotation, biological process: ribosomal subunit export from nucleus. The record is from RefSeq and is a predicted model, not a curated record. Lineage: Eukaryota; Metazoa; Chordata; Lepidosauria; Squamata; Cordylidae. Gene Ontology annotation, molecular function: GTPase activity; GTP binding. The transcript is spliced from 14 exons.